UAAUUGUUUUGGUCCUUCAAUUGGUAUAACGUACAAACUGGUGUAUCUUAUACCAAUUGAGUCUCAUCUUCAAUGACAGACUUGAGUUCUUGACUCAGUGUUGAAAUUAGUCAAGAGUAUUAAGCCAUAACCAAAACCUUCAACCUAAAUCAGUGAAAAUAGGCAUGCGCCAAACAUGGUGAGUCCAAGAAGAAACCAAAGUUCAGACAAUUCUUUUCAAAUCCAAUCAAAUUCUCUCUCUUCAAUCCUUAGUUUGUUGAAAAAGCCUCAAGCUUUUCCCUUUUUACUCUUAAUCUUCCUUUUUCUUACUUGGGUUUCUCUCAAAUUUCAAAACCCUUCUCAUUUCUCUCCUGUUCUUCAAAAUCCUAAAAGAUGGAGUAAAGAAGAAGACUUAAAAGCUAAUUUGGUUAGGUUUCUUCCUUCUAAAUUGGCUAAAGAUAAAAGGGGUUGGUUGCUUAAUCCUGUUUCUGCUGCAAUUGAUGCUGGUAUUGAUGGUGGGGCAUUGGCCUGUGCUACAGUUCAUGUUGGUGAAAUCCGGCCUGGAGGAAUUCGGGGGAAUCACAGACACUAUACUAGUAACGAGACGUUUAUCAUUUGGGGUGCUCGUAUAAAGUUUAGGUUGGAGAACAGUCAAGUAGCUGAUAAGGGUUAUGCUGAAGUGGUAAUUGGUGCAGAUGAGGUUGCUGUUGCAGCUAGCCCAAGAGGGAUAGCCCAUGCGCUGGUGAAUGUAGAUCCGAUAAGGACAGCAUUCCUUUUGGGAUGUCAAGAUGAAAUUGUUAACUAUAACAGCUCGAACACUGCUUAUAAUAUCUGGAAGGAUCUUUAACUUUGUCACUUUAUUUGUAAAUUCUGUCCUGAUUUUUUUCUUUUUGAAUCUUUUAUUGCAUGUCAUUAGCGCUAAGGGCAUCUCUCAUUUUGUGAUCUUUGUCAGGAUGUUUCACUCAUUGGUUUUUGCCAUCUUUUUGGUGGUUUGCUUUAUAUGGGUGAAUUUGUAACAGUGAUUUACUUUUGAUUGCUUUAUUGCAUAAGAUUACUGGUUUCGGAUCUCCAAAUAUUGCUUUCUA
Messenger RNA from Chenopodium quinoa (quinoa), 1064 nucleotides. RefSeq lists its product as uncharacterized. NCBI's taxonomy places the organism in Eukaryota, Viridiplantae, Streptophyta, Magnoliopsida, Caryophyllales, Amaranthaceae. Bases 176 to 826 code for a protein of 216 amino acids. The record is from RefSeq and is a predicted model, not a curated record. The transcript has 3 exons. Gene Ontology annotation, cellular component: trans-Golgi network; endosome.